AAGUGUCCCCACAUUUAACAUUAGAUAGCUUAUUUUUCUGAUCAUUAGACAAAAUUUAGUGAUGAUGGCAACUUUCAAAAAAAAAAAAAAAGUGAGAAGCAGAAAGGUUUGGUUGAGCCCACAGAAUUGUGGUAAGAUGACUUAAAUCUAUGCUGUUAUAUAACAUGAGAUUCCAUCAAGUUUGGGAAGAUGGGAAAGUUUAUUUUUCUCUGCUUAGGUCCAGCUCUUUAUCAGUGUAGUCUUUGCUUGCCUCUAAAUCAACUUUGUCCAUCUCUAUUUAUAUCUGAUGUGGGCUGUGAAUGUCACCUGGGAGAAAAGCGACGCUCAGAUCUUCUAGGAGAAUGAGAGCAAAUGGGAGGUGGAGGGGCAUACUAGACCAACAACAUGUAGGACAAAAUUGUAUUUUACAAAGAAAACAUAUACAAAUAUAUAUAUUUGUUGUAAUGUGACAAAUUGUGGAGAAGUUCAGUGGGUAAUAAUACUUUUGCAGAGCACUGUAUAGUAAUGUUUGCAUGUGGCUGCAGGCUACACAAACAGAUUAGUUUCCUUAUCACAUAGCUCUGCCCUCCAACAGCACUUCCAUACCAGGGACAAACAUGACUUGGCAUUAGUACCACAGGGUUUUGUGUUAUACACAUGGAUGUUUAUUGGUUAAUGCAGCUGUUUUGGCUCAGGAUGCAACUUGGAAACAUGCAUCAGGUAUUCCAUAGUUUUUGCUGUAGGCCAGACAGACAGGAUGAAGUACUCUGAGGCUCAUCUUUCUCCUGUGGGGUCAGGAAGCAAGAACAUUUUAAGAACAAUGUACAAAAACAAACCUACGCAUAAAAAGGGACAUGUUGGGGCAAAAAGACUGUAAAAUAAAUAUUCAAAACAAGAAAAAAGAAAUUUGUUGUUAGUAGGACACUAUUGUCCUUGUGGAAGAUGGUAGAUAAGGGCAGUAUAUUAUUGUAUAGCCAGUUACUACUUCACAUAUAGUACUGGUUUAAUGGUAUGACUAAAAGAAACUGCUGCGGUUUGCCCAAGUUUUUUUUAGGAUGAGUUGGCAUUUAACAAAGGAGUUUCCUGCCCAAACAUGCAUAUAUGUGAAGGUAAGCAGUUUGGAUGCCUCUUGUUUGGUUGUGUGGUCUUCUGAACAACUGUGCUUAUUCAAUUUUAUUACCAAUCCUUGGUUCAACACACAACAGCAGAUUAAUUCCACACAACACGCAGAGCAGAAAACUGGUCCUGGUCGUGUUUUUGGAGAGGAGACAGUUGGUUGAGCAGGUAGGAGGCAGACUCAAGGCAAAAGCACAUAAUUGGCCCGGUCAGGGUGCGUAAUCCUCAAGUGUUAUUCCCAGACGGCACGGCAGAGACCGAACCCUGUGCACAGGGAAGUCAGGUGCAGGCUAUUGUCAUUGCAAGCUUGUGCCCAAACCAGAAAACUGGCAGCUUUAGUGUAAAACAGUGAGCCUAACUGAUUGUCAGGUGUGUAACGGUGUAAAGAUUACUAUCUUUUAUUUGGUCAAAGGCUCAUUGUAGUUUCAACACUCUCAAAAUGAAACGUUUUCUUACCAUUGCAGCCAAAAAGUACAUUGACGUUUUACAUUUCCAUUAACAAUGUUCUGUACUCACCAGCUAAGAAGAACUAAUAACUCCGAGAAUUGUUGCAGAUGUUGCCUGUUAUUCAUGCCUGAAUUUUGGCACUGAAAGCCUAGUCAGUGGGGUGGGUGUAGCCCUCUGAGUCACAGUAAGGCAUGGCACUGAACCUGCACAGCAUAGCUCCUCCCAAGAUAUUAAAUUGCAGCGACCUGAGUUUAUUACUUUCUCUGUACAAAGUUAGGGAUGUUUACUUUGUAUGUUUGUCUUGAUUUUUGCUUUAACACAUGGUUUUUUCCUGUGCUUUCUUUUUUUAUUUCUCAUUCGCAUGUGAGUGAGUCAUUUCCUGUGAAGAACAACCCCACAGCCGGCAGCAUCAUAACACUAUAAAAAGCCUGUGUUUGUUUUUAUUUAAGAAAUCUCUGACACUGACAUGUUGAAGAUGAGCAACCAGGAGUUAAAAUUUCCAGUUACUCAACUGCAGCUUUAGAGUUGGAGAAGGAGUAUCAGAUUGCUCCUGUGUACAAGUCGCCAAAGAUGUCACGGCGGAGCCUGCGUCUGCAGAACAGUGCCAGUCAUUAUGGCACUGAGAGUAUGGCUGAUUACUCCCAGAACCACAGCAGCAGCUAUACCAGCACCAGGAAAGAGGCAAGGACGCCGCGAAGUAGAAAGCAGCAGUCCAUGUCCAGCUCUUUGUCUUUGAGCCAAAUUGCGACACCGAGACAGACCCUGUCCUUCUCAGCUGCCAGUACCCCGAUGACCAGCAGCAGAACAACUCAUGAAAGUGUCAGAGCAUCAGAUGUCUCACAGCUCGCAUCGGCUCUUGAGCCGUCUCACCUGAGGCAACGCAGAGUAACCACAACCACCACUACAACUACUGUGGAUGGACAGUGGGGGCAGCGCUCCAGCCACAGCUCAUCAAACAUCAAUGGAGACGCCAGCAUUUUGAAGUCCGGCGCCUCGCAGCCUAAUGGUUACAUCUGCAAAGAUUGCUCGUUUCACACUCAGAAAAAGACCUCCCAUGUCACACAGUCAUCAUUAUCAGCAUCAUCAUCAUCCUGCCAAGCAGCAGAAUUUUCCACUGAUGCCCUCUCUUCUGUAUCUUCACCUAACACAAGUAUUUAUACCAGAGACAGGAGUCAAAGGAACAAGACGGGUGUCCUGAUGUCAGUAUCUAACUCAUGUAUGCGCUACAGCAAAAAAGCCCUGGCCCCCAUUGUGUCCUUAGUCUCAGUUCUCUACAGCAGUUUGGUCUGGCUGGGUACAAGGACCAGGUUUUCAGGAGGAAAAGGGAUGUCAACGGACGUGUCAACAGGUGUCCAAGCCUCGUUCUCGGACUCCUUGAGACAAGCGUGGUCCUCGAGUUUGUCCAAACUUUGGCUGUUUAAGCAGACUGUUCUCCACAGGAUGAUGGGCUCCAAGGUUUAUAGCUUUGAAGAACAAGGUCACUCAAGCUUCUGUGGAAGCAUGAACGUGAAGGACCUGGUGACCGAAGAUGCAUCACAUCUUAAUCUCAAUGGUUCCCUGUGUGACGACCAUAAAGGCAAGCAGUACUCUGAGUCUCGCACUGUCGUCCUUACACAGACCUCUAGGUUAUGGCGCUUGGUGGGGGCGCUGUGGAGCAUCCUAGCUUAUGCAGGUUCCUGCCUGCUGCAACCCAGUCACUGUGUGCUUGGAGCUGGUAAAGCUAUAGAUUCAGGAGUUACCACAGCAGCACAGAGGCUUCUAUCAUUCUUCUGGAUGAUCCUAGCAGCCCCAGUAAAAGCAGGAAAGGGACUGCUGUGGUUUCUUGCAAGAGGAUGGUACCACCUGGUGUCCAUUAUGUCUCUCCUCAAUGUCUUCUUUCUGACUCUAUGCGUUCCCAAACUCUGGAAGCUCCUAUUGCUGCUUUUGCCUCUUUUACUACUUCUGCUUUUAUGGUGGUGGUUUCCAUCCACUGCUGCCCUGCUUGCCUACCUACCAGCCAUAAACCUCACCGAGUGGCGUUCUAUAUCUAGAUUCACCUUCUUCUCUGACUUGGCUGCCGUUCCCGCUGCUGUCCCUGCAACAGAGACUCCCAUGGAGCAGGCUCAUGUCUCUCCUGUCUCCCAAGCAACACCAAUCCUUCCUCCACUGACUGUCCACAGUGGUGUGGACCUGGAGCGUCUCGAACGUGUCGAGCAACAGUUGGCGUUGUUGUGGGAGAAAGUCCAGCAGAGACACCAGAAGCAGGAUCAGCAUCACAGUGAUAUUCUGGGUCUCUACGGUUCCCUCAGAGAGCAGCUCCAAAGUCAGAACGAGAGGGAGAGCUUUCAAGUGUGGGUGUCCUCUCUGAUGGAGCAGCGAAUGGGUGUGCUGCGAGGAGAGCUGGAACAGGAGAGCACAAACAGAGCGCAAAGUUCAGAGCAGCAGAAACAACAACAGGAAAGUCAGGCAACACGCUUGUCUGAUUUGGAGCUUCUGCUCAAGGCUUUGGCAACAAAGACUGAGGAGAUGCAGCAGAAGCAACAGCAGUAUGAGGACGAGACGAAGGAACAAGAGAAAGAGGCUGCAGUCACAGCUCCUAGCAGUGUGGGUGUUAAGCAGGAGGACCAUGAUGCUCUGCUGCUGGAGGUGCAGAGACUUGAAGCAGAGCUGAGUAAAAUCAGGGUAGACCUGCAGGGUGUUGCAGGAUGUAAGGGCAAAUGUGAGCAGCUGGAUUCACUGCAGGAGACUAUAUCGAAUCAAGUGUCCUCGCAGUUGCGGAAAGAGCUGCAGGCUCUGUUUUUUGGCAGCGGUGCAUCAGCAGAGCAGGGGGAGAUCCCCCAGUCUCUGAUCCACUGGUUGUCACAGCGCUAUGUGAGCACCCCUGACCUGCAGGCGGCGCUGGCCUCCAUUGAGCUGAGCAUCCUGAAGAACAUAUCGCUGCAGCUGGAGCACAGUCAAGCCCAGACUCUGGACGAGGCCGAGUCCAGAACCAGAAGCAUCGUUCAGACGGUAAAAGGGGCGGUCCAGCACACUUCUUCAACUGAGGGCCUGCCUGAGGAGCAUGUGAAACUGAUUGUUCAGAACGCCCUGAAGCUUUACUCCCAAGACCGGACGGGUCAGGUGGACUACGCCCUGGAGUCUGGAGGUGGUAGCAUCCUCAGCACUCGCUGCUCUGAGACAUAUGAAACAAAGACGGCCCUCAUGAGUUUGUUUGGCCUGCCACUCUGGUACUUCUCCCAGUCUCCACGUGUUGUCAUCCAGCCCGAUGUGUAUCCUGGUAACUGUUGGGCGUUUAAAGGCUCUCAAGGUUAUCUGGUGAUCAGGCUGUCCCUGAGGAUCCUGCCCACAUCCUUCUGUUUGGAACACAUUCCUAAGGCCCUCUCUCCAACAGGAAACAUCACCAGUGCUCCAUGCAACUUCACUGUCUUUGGUCUGGAUGAUGAGUACCAAGAAGAAGGAACAUUGCUUGGACACUACACAUAUGAAGAGGAUGGCGAGUCUUUGCAGUUCUUCUCUGUUAAGGAGAAAAACGACAAGGCCUUCCAGAUCAUCGAGGUGCGGGUUCUGUCUAACUGGGGUCAUCCAGAAUACACAUGCUUAUACCGCUUCAGGGUCCACGGAGAGCCUCGUCCCGAAUGAAGCAACCACCACCAGACGCACUAAUAAAACAACAUUACGCUCUAUCUGUAUAUAACUCUCACCAGCUUCUUUCAAAACGGAGGGGACCUCAUCGUGUGGAUAGUUUGGUAUGAAAGCCAUGAAGACAGAGAAGUUGUGGACUGUAAAAGCAAUGUGCGGAGAUGGAAUCAGAGAAGUAUGUUUAUAAAAUACUGAAAGAAUCACAGGGAAGUUUUGUAUCUGGACUGUAAAGGAAUGCAGAGAGAAAUGGAACCACAGAAGAAGCUAAAAGUCUUUUUUCAUUGCACUGAGUUGCUCAAGAGGGUAUCGAGACACACCUGAGCAGACAAAACCAACCCCACUUCUACAGGAAGGUGGACACUCUUAAAUAGGACGGGGAUUUCAGACUCAUUGCAGCCACCUGUUCAUUCUGCAUCUGAUUUGUUUUAGUUCUUUUACCCUUUUUAACUUUCAUAUUAGAAUCUGCUAUUUUUAGGAACAAGACCACUUUGUCUGUGCCUGAGAUGCUGUCCAGACACGUCACUCCCUUCGUUGCUGUGCUAACCUGAGAAGUCAACAUGCUAGGCUUUGCCUGAAUGCUUUGCCAUAGACUUUUGUUAAAGAACUGAACAUGCUGCCCGUGGAAAAGUUCAAGUACGGACCCAACGCAACUUUCCUUUAAUCACACUGAAACCACUGACCUUAGCUUUAUGUGAUGCAAACUUUAGGAUGCUCCUUACUACAUUCAGUACAAGACAUCUGCCAACAUAUGGCUCCUCCUCCGAACGCACUAUAAAAUACUACAUCCAUCAUGUACAGUGCCUUGCAAAAGCAUUGUUACAUUUUGUUACAAAUACAAACUCCACUGUGUUUUAUUGGAAUUUUAUGUGAUAGACCAAAGGAACCAGAUGUAUGGUUUUCACAUUUUAAAAAAUAAAAAUCCAAAGUGUUGUGUGCCUGUGUAUGCUAAACCUCUGAGUCAAUACUUGGUAGAACCACCUUUUACUGCAGUUACAGUUUGGAGUCCUUUGGGGAUAUUUCUGUACCAGCUUUCCUCAUUUAAAGGCUUAAUUCUUUGCACAAUAGCUCAUGCUCAGAUUUCAUGCAGAGUGUCUGUGAACAUCAAUGUUUACAUCUUGUGGCAGAUCAUCAGUUUGCUUAAGUCUGAUCUUUGACUGGACCAUUUUAACAAAUGAAUAUAAUUUGAUCUAAAUCAUCCUUUGGCUGUUAAGAGUUUUCCUGCUAAAAGGUGAACUUCUGUUUUUUUGACGGGU
Girardinichthys multiradiatus is the source of this 6413-nucleotide messenger RNA. Its product is annotated as SUN domain-containing protein 1-like. Gene Ontology annotation, molecular function: protein-membrane adaptor activity. Gene Ontology annotation, cellular component: meiotic nuclear membrane microtubule tethering complex; nuclear envelope. The record is from RefSeq and is a predicted model, not a curated record. Gene Ontology annotation, biological process: nuclear envelope organization. Bases 2113 to 5160 code for a protein of 1015 amino acids. The transcript is spliced from 22 exons. NCBI's taxonomy places the organism in Eukaryota, Metazoa, Chordata, Actinopteri, Cyprinodontiformes, Goodeidae.